Triticum turgidum subsp. durum (durum wheat) is the source of this 3261-nucleotide messenger RNA. The record is from the annotation of a GenBank genome assembly. NCBI's taxonomy places the organism in Eukaryota, Viridiplantae, Streptophyta, Magnoliopsida, Poales, Poaceae.
AUGUGCAGUGCAUUAAAUGGCACGGAAGUGACAUCUAGCUCAAAAAUGCAACGUUUUGUAUAUAUCAAUGAUGAGUCCUGCCGGGAUUCCUACCGUGACAAUCGGGUUUCCAAUACCAAAUACACCUUGUGGAAUUUUCUCCCUAAGAAUUUAUUGGAACAAUUCAGGCGUUUCAUGAAUCAGUAUUUUCUGCUAAUCGCCUGCCUUCAGUUGUGGCCCACUAUUACUCCUGUAAGUCCUGCAACUACAUGGGGCCCGCUUGCCAUAAUCUUCAUUGUUUCUGCUUCAAAAGAGGCUUGGGAUGAUUACAAUAGGUAUCUUUCCGACAAGAAAGUAAAUGAAAGGAGAAUCUGGGUGGUAAAGGAUGGCAUCCGUAGACAGAUCAAAGCAAGGGGGAUACAUGUCGGAAAUAUAGUGUGGCUCCAUGAGAAUGAUGAGAUCCCAUGUGAUCUUGUUCUCAUUGGAACUUCUGAUCCUCAAGGCAUCUGUUAUGUUGAGACCGCAGCUUUGGAUGGUGAAACUGAUUUGAAAACCAGAAUUAUCCCGUCAAUUUGUGCUGACCUGUCAUCGGAGCAAUUGGGGAAAAUCAAGGGUGUAGUCGAGUGCCCCAACCCAGAUAAUGACAUAAGAAGAUUUGAUGCUAACAUGCGCUUGUUCCCUCCUAUCAUUGAUAAUGAGAAAUGUCCUUUAACUAUCAACAAUACACUUCUUCAGUCAUGUUACUUACGGUACACGGAAUGGGCAUGUGGAGUUGCAAUUUACACAGGCAAUGAAACCAAAUCAGGAAUGAGCAGGGGAACUGCGGAGCCCAAGCUUACCGCUGCUGAUUCAAUGAUAGACAAACUCACCGUUGCAAUAUUUAUUUUCCAAAUUGCUGUUGUUCUUUUGCUGGGUCUUGCUGGCAAUAUCUGGAUGGACAGCCAUGGUCGUAAGCUAUGGUAUCUCAUGUAUCCUGCUGAAAGACCAUGGUACGAUUUCUUGGUUAUCCCAUUGCGCUUUGAACUACUCUGUUCAAUAAUGAUUCCGAUUUCCAUAAAGGUUACUCUUGAUUUGGCUAAAGGUGUAUACGCAAAAUUUAUUGAUUGUGAUGAUCAAAUGUUUGAUCCGGAAACAAAUACACCUGCCCACUCAGCUAACACAGCUAUUAGCGAAGACCUUGGGCAGGUUGAAUAUAUAUUAAGCGACAAAACUGGGACAUUGACAGAGAAUAGAAUGAUUUUCAGAAGAUGUUGCAUAAGUGGUGUUCUAUAUGGAGAUAAAACCGGAGAUGCUUUAAAAGAUGCCAGACUUCUAAAUGCUGUCUCAAGUAACGAUCCGGAUGUAGUCAAAUUUCUGAUGGUGAUGGCUCUUUGCAACACAGUUGUUCCUAUCAAAAGCAACGAUGGUACUAUUUCAUACAAAGCACAGUCACAAGAUGAGGAAGCUUUGGUCAAUGCUGCAUCAAACCUGAAUAUGUUGCUUACAAGUAAAGACAGCAGUGGCAUUGCUGAGAUUUGUUUCAAUGGUUCUAAAUUUUAUUAUGAGGUGUUGGAUGUUUUGGAGUUCACUUCUGAUCGCAAAAGAAUGUCUAUUGUGAUAAAGGAGGCCAAGAGUGGGAGGUUUCUUCUUCUCACUAAAGGUGCUGAUGAAGCUAUUUCCCCACGUUCUUGUCCAGGACAACAAACAAAGACCUAUCUUGAGGCAGUAGAAAUGUAUUCUCAUUUUGGUCUGCGGACAUUAUGUUUGGGAUGCCGUGACUUAGAAGAAGAUGAAUAUAAAGAAUGGUCCAAAAAAUUUCAAGAUGCUAGCUGCUCACUGGACAACAGGGAGCAUAAAAUUGCCGAAGUCUGUAACAGCUUAGAGCAAGGUAUUCACAUUCUUGGCAUCACUGCCAUAGAGGACCGUCUCCAGGAUGGUGUGCCUGAAACUAUUAAAUUGCUAAGGAAGGCUGGAAUCAAUGUGUGGAUGCUAACUGGUGAUAAGCAAACUACAGCAAUCCAGAUUGGACUUCUCUGUAACCUCAUAACACCUGAGUCCAAAGGUCAAUUGUUGUCCAUCAAUGGAAAAACUGAAGAUGACAUAUUACAGAGCUUAGAGAGGGCACUGACAAUUAUGAAGACUGCGUUGGAAAGAAAGGAUCUUGCAUUCGUUUUGGAUGGUUGGGCACUCGAAAUAAUUCUGAAGCGUUCGCUGGAAUCUUUCACUAAGCUGGCCAUGAUGUCAAGAACAGCAAUAUGCUGUCGGAUGACACCUUUGCAGAAAGCACAGCUUGUUGGGAUCCUGAAAUCAUCUGGUUCUUUAACUCUAGCAAUUGGUGAUGGUGGUAAUGAUGUAAGAAUGAUUCAAGAGGCUAACAUUGGAGUAGGGAUUAGUGGUAGGGAGGGACUGCAAGCUGCAAGAGCUGCUGAUUAUAGCAUUGGAAAGUUCAAGUUUCUCAGAAGGUUGAUACUUGUCCAUGGUCGAUAUUCAUACAAUCGCACAGCAUUCAUUUCGCAGUACUCCUUCUACAAGUCGCUGUUGAUUUGCUUUAUACAGAUUCUUUUUUCCUUUUCGUCAGGGCUUUCUGGAACUAGUAUCUUCAACUCGAUUAGCCUGAUGGCCUACAAUGUUUUCUACACAAGUCUUCCGGUUAUGACAAUAAUUUUUGACAAGGAUAUCUCUGAAACAACAGUUCUGCGAUAUCCCCAGAUUUUACUUUAUUCUCAAGCUGGGAGGCUCUUGAAUCGCAGUACAUUUGCUGAAUGGUUUGGGCGAUCGCUGUACCAUGCAUUUGUUGUUUUCCUAAUUACCAUCAACGCGUAUGCUGAUGAGAAAAGUGAUAUGGAGGAACUCUCCAUGGUUGCCCUGUCUGGAUGCAUUUGGUUGCAGGCUUUUGUGGUGACCCUGGAUACUAACUCAUUCACUUGUCCACAAAUCACCCUCAUAUGGGGGAACUUUGUAGCCUUCUACAUGAUCAACCUAAUACUCAGUGCGGUACCAACCCUUCAGAUGCACACUGUCAUGUGGCAUCUGUGUAAUCAACCUUCAUACUGGAUCACCAUGGCCCUGAUUGUUGCCGCAGGAAUGGGCCCGGUGCUGGCUCUCAGAUACUUGAGGAACGUGUACCGACCUAGUGCCAUCGAUGUUCUCCAGCAAAUUGAGCAAACCGACGGACAUGCCCAAGCCCCGGGGAAUUUGGAGUCGUCGACUGGGACCUAUCUUGAUUAUUUACUAACCGACUUGCGUAGGAACAAGAGUUCCAUCCAUCAACCAUUGCUUUCGGAUUCUGCAUCUAGCAGAUGA